Molecule: messenger RNA, 1482 nt
Organism: Danio rerio (zebrafish)
Lineage: Eukaryota; Metazoa; Chordata; Actinopteri; Cypriniformes; Danionidae
Gene: spp1
Product: secreted phosphoprotein 1
Biological process (GO): cell adhesion; ossification
Source: RefSeq, marked validated
AUAAACGGGAGCUCAGUCAAUCCUCAAAGAUCUCCACAUUUCUCCAAGAGAGAGCAGAAUAUUUUGCACACAAAAUGAAAUCUAUUAUUGUUUUAACACUCCUCGUCGCCACAGUCUUCUGUGUACCUGUGAAGCGCUCAGCAAGCAGUUCAGAGAGCUCAGAAGAGCUUGUAAUUGUUCAACGGCCACCUCCUAUUCUUCGAAAAGCUGCUGCCAAUGUGUUCCAGGUAGAGCCUACACAGACCACGCCAACAGAAUCGAAUGAAAGCACAGACAGCGCAGAUGACACUGAGGAGGCAGAUGAGGAAUCUGAAACAGAUGAGAAGGAAGAGGAGAAUGAGACUGACUCCAGUGAGAGUGAAUCUGGAGAAUCUGAUACCACCAUCAUCCCAGUCACAGUCGAUCCCACGCUGGGUCCCAUUAUCAACACAGGCCGGGGAGACAGUUUGGGCUACCCUAGCGACUACAAAAAAUCCAUCGUCUAUGUGGACGCAAAAGACUUUGAGAAACUUCCUUCACCAUACAAAUCCUACAGCAGUGACAAACUGGGCGGCUUGACAUUUGUGAGCAAGAAGACGUCUGCCUAUGAUGAUCAGAGCAUCAAUGACGUGGAGAAAGAGAUUACACUGUACAAGGCUCUCCAGGUACAUGAUCUGGAGGACGGGAACACCAGCACCUCAGAGAUAGACAACAUCGAGGCAAAUGAGCGCCAGGCUGCCCUGGGAGCCCAAGAGAUUGUUCCCGUUGGGGACCAGGCAGCUACAGAAGAGGGGGCAAGUGCUAGGGACUCUCCCAGCGACAGCGCCAGUGCAAGUGCCAGCCAGGAGGAGAAUGAAGAAGAGUCGGAUAGUGAGGAGACCACAUCGACGCCGGGAGCUGCAGACAGCGAGUCCAACUCCUCUCAGAGCACAGAAAGCACAGAAAGCCAGGAGAGCGACUCAGAUGAGGAGACCACUCAGACCACUGAGGCCUCCAUCAUCAUCGUAAAGUAAACACAGCCGAGCACAAAUCCUCCAAGGGCUGUCGACACAAACGAAUGCAAAUGUAUACUGGUGCUUGGUGAUUUACUCAUGCUUAGCGUGAGUUAGACGACAGACGGCAGUGCACAAAGAUGCAGCUCAUACACUGAAAAAAAGAUUCAUUGUAUUUACUCAAUUUGUUUAAGAUAAGUGGUUGCAAACAAUUUAUUUGGCCUAAUUUUUAAACCAAUUAAAUUUUGUAAUGUUCAGCUAAUUUCAUUUGUUUAAAUUCGGCCCAUAUAAAUCAUUUGUAACCACUUACCUUUAAAAAUGUAGUAAAUUCAGUGAAUUAUUUUUUUUCAGUGUACGAGCUCUCGAACUGCUGCCAAACUUGUUCAGAUGCAGUUUCAUCUCAACAAUGUCUUCCUGUUCAUUGCACAUUUAUUUACAAUCUUAAUGUAAAUGUAAUUUUAUACUGCUCUAUGUAAUGAUUUAUCAUUUAUGAAUAAAUUUUGUCCAAUAU